ACCUCCAGAUGACGGUGCAGGCCCUGCAGGAUGAGCUGAGGACUCAGAGAGAUCUGAAUCAGUUGUUCCAGCAGGACUGUAGUGGAGGGAGACCUGGAGAACCUCUGUCAUUCGAACCCACUGAGGAGAACUUCCACAGGCUCCAAGCUGAACACCAGAGACAGGCCAAAGAGUUGUUCCUCCUGAGGAAGACGCUGGAGGAGAUGGAGUUGAGGAUCGACAGUCAGAAACAGACCCUGGGGGCCAGAGACCAGUCUAUCAAGAAACUACUGGAGAUGCUGCAGAGCAAAGGUCUGUCAGCCAAGGCCUCAGAGGAAGACCAUGAGAGGACCAGGAGACUGGCUGAGGCUGAGAUGCACAUCCACCACCUAGACAGUCUACUGGAACAGAAAGACAAGGAGACCAACGCCCUACGAGAGGAGCUGCACCGACGGAGCUAUGAAGGAGCCCCUGAAUCAGCCAAGACCAAGGCCCUGCAGACCGUCAUCGAGAUGAAGGACUCUAAGGUCCAGUCUCUGGAGCGAGGUCUGAGGGACCUGGAGGAAGAGAUUGAGAUGUUAAAGUCUAACGGGGCUCUGAGCACUGAGGAGAGAGAGGAGGAGAUGAAACAAAUGGAGGUGUACAGAUCCCACUCCAAGUUCAUGAAGAACAAGGUAGAGCAGCUGAAGGAGGAGCUGUCUCAGAGAGAGGUCCAGGGGGAGGAGCUUAAGCAGAAGGCUGCCGACCUGCAGCAGGAAGUGUCUGCCAUUGACCAGGUAAAGCAGGACCUCAGCAGGAAGGAGACAGAGCUGAUGGGGAUGAGGACCAAGCUGGAGACUCUCACCAACCAGUUCUCAGACAGCAAACAGCACAUUGAGGUCCUCAAGGAGUCACUGACCGCUAAGGAACAGCGCUCUACUAUCAUUCAGACAGAGGUGGAUGCUCUUCGUCUGCGUCUGGAAGAGAAAGAUUCCCAGCUGAAUAAGAAGUCGAACCAGAUCCAGGAGACGUCUGAGGAGAAGGGGACGCUCAGCAGAGAGGUACACGACCUCAAGGACAUGCUGGAGGUCAAGGAGCGCAAGGUCAACGUCCUGCAGAAGAAGAUUGAGAAUCUACAGGAGCAGCUGAGAGACAAGGAGAAACAGAUGAGUAGUCUGAAGGACAGAGUCAGGUCUCUCCAGACAGACACCUCCAACACUGACACAGCUCUCACCACCCUGGAGGAAGCACUGGCUGAGAAGGAGCAUAUCAUUGAGCGUCUGAAGGAGCAGAGAGACAGAGACGACAGAGAGAAGACAGAAGACAUCGAGUCCAACAAGAAAGAACUGAAGGAGCUCAGAGAGAAACUCAGUCUACUGCAGGGAGACCUGUCUGACCGAGAGACCAACCUGUUAGACCUUAAGGAACAUGCUUCGUCCCUGGCUUCCUCCGGUCUGAAGAAGGACUCUAAACUGAAGAGUCUGGAGAUGUCUCUGGAACAGAGGAAAGACGACUUCAUCAAGAUGGAGAACCAACUCAAGAAGGCCCAGAAUGCCAUGCUGGAAGCCCAGGCCAACACGGAGCUGUCAGAACGCAUCGUUACUCUGGAACAGGAAGUGGCUCGGCACAGAGAGGAUUCUGGGAAGGCCCAGGUGGAGGUGGACCGAUUGCUGGAGAUCCUCAGAGAGAUGGAGAAUGAGAAGAACGACAAGGACAAGAAAAUCAAUGAACUGGAGAAGUAAGAGUGUGUGUUCUCUACAAUAAUA
Molecule: messenger RNA, 1724 nt
Organism: Oncorhynchus keta (chum salmon)
Lineage: Eukaryota; Metazoa; Chordata; Actinopteri; Salmoniformes; Salmonidae
Product: ELKS/Rab6-interacting/CAST family member 1-like
Exons: 12
Coding region: 9-1700 (563 amino acids)
Biological process (GO): regulation of synaptic plasticity; maintenance of presynaptic active zone structure; neuromuscular synaptic transmission
Cellular component (GO): cytoskeleton of presynaptic active zone
Molecular function (GO): structural constituent of presynaptic active zone
Source: RefSeq, a predicted model, not a curated record